AUGGCGGAAAAGUCCCGCAACCGAUCUGCGAUCUUCCUCGUCAUCUCUCCACUUUUCUUCAUCAUCUCGGCCACCACCGUUCACUGCCGGUCCAUCUCCCCCAAGUCCGUCGCCCACACCGCGACGCUCGACGUCGCCGCCGCCUUGGAGAGGACCGGCGCGGUUCUCUCUCUAGACCAUCAAACGAAGCAAUCCCUCCUCCACCAGGAGGAGCUGAGAGGGAAUGAGAAUCGCCACCACAGUACUGCGCCCGGAUCCGCCUCCCUUAGGGUGCGGCUCCACCCCCGGGAGUCCCUCCAGCCGCCGGCGCACGCGGACUACAGAUCCCUCACCUUGGCCCGCCUGGCCCGCGACGACGCCCGCGUCCGUGCCAUCAAUGCCCGGCUCGAGCUCGCCAUCCAUGGCGUGAAAAGGUCAGAUCUGACGCCGCUCAUCCAGGAAGAAGAAGCCGUGACGGCGGCCGGCGGCGAUGGUCUGAGCGGGCCGGUGGUCUCGGGGACGAGCCAGGGUAGCGGGGAGUACUUCUCCCGCGUUGGAAUCGGCAGACCGGCGAGGUUGCAGUACAUGGUGCUGGACACGGGGAGCGAUGUGACGUGGGCGCAAUGUCAGCCCUGCGCCGACUGCUACCAGCAGGCCGACCCGUUCUUCGACCCCGCCGCCUCCUCCACCUACUCCCCCCUGUCCUGCGGCUCCUCCCAGUGCCGCCAGCUCGACGUCUCCGCCUGUCGCAACGGCUCCUGCCUCUACCAGGUGUCCUAUGGCGACGGCUCGUACACCGUGGGCGAUUUUGCCACCGACACCAUCACCCUCGGCGGCGCCUCCGUCCCCGGGAUAGCCUUCGGCUGCGGGCACGACAACGAGGGGCUGUUCGUCGGCGCCGCCGGCCUCCUCGGCCUCGGGGGCGGUGCUCUCUCCUUCCCUUCCCAAGUCUCCGCCACUUCCUUCUCUUACUGCCUCGUGGACCGCGAUUCCACCUCCUCUUCCACCCUCGAGUUCGGGUCAGGCGCGGGCGGGGGGGACGCCGCCGUCUCUGCUCCCCUGCUCCGCAACCGGAAGCUGGACACCUUCUACUACGUGGGAUUCACAGGGAUCAGCGUCGGCGGGCGGAUGUUGUCCAUCCCGCCGUCGUCCUUCUCCAUGGGUGAAAGCGGGGAGGGGGGAGUCAUCGUGGACUCCGGCACGGCGGUGACGCGGCUCCAGAGCGACGCCUACGCCUCACUGAGGAACGCCUUCACCAAGGGAACGGCGGGGCUGCCGCCGGCGAUGGGCGUGGCGCUGUUCGACACCUGCUACGACCUAUCCGGGCGGGACACGGUGGAGGUCCCGGCGGUGUCCUUCCAAUUCCCCGGUGGCAAGGCUCUAAGGCUGCCGGCCAAGAACUACUUGAUCCCGGUGGAUUCCUUCGGCACCUUCUGCCUCGCCUUCGCGCCGACGUCGUCGGGACUGUCCAUCAUCGGCAACGUGCAGCAGCAGGGAACCCGCGUCGGCUUCGACCUCGCCAACUCCCUCGUCUCCUUCUCCCCGCAUGAAUGCUAG
Spirodela intermedia is the source of this 1536-nucleotide messenger RNA. The record is from the annotation of a GenBank genome assembly. Lineage: Eukaryota; Viridiplantae; Streptophyta; Magnoliopsida; Alismatales; Araceae.